AUGGCUGUUGCCCCGGAAUCCGGUGGCCACAGGGAUGCCAGUCACGAAACGAGCGAACCAUAUCGCCGUUACCGCCAGAACGCAGAUGAAUCCGGGUCUUUCCACAACACUCUGUCAGCAACGGCGACACCAGACAUGUCAGAGAGCUUGUCCGAUGCGAUGGGCGACCACGUGGCGACGGCCGUGCGCUCGAGCAGCAACGCGAAGUUAACCCUGGUGGCCGUCGCAGUGGCGCUCUUCGUUGUCUUUGUGGUGCUGCUCAUGCGCUACGGGUACCCCAAGGCUGUACAUCACGACGUGCCCACGAGCAGCGUCUGCGACCACGAAUCGUGCCACGAGUAUUCGCAGCUCCUGCGUGCCUCGCUCGCCGGCUCCGUGAACCCGUGCCACAACUUCUACGCUUACGUCUGUCACGGAGUCCGGGACCCGGGAGGCACGGGCGCCAGCAUUCUGUCGUUGACGCGCGAGAGAGUGAUCGACGCCUUGCUCGACGAGUGGCUGCGCGCAAACGACACGCGGCAACGGGACACGCGAGUGGCCGACAAGUCUCUCUGGGCCGGCAAACUGCUGCGGAUGUGCGUCACCCAGCACGGAUCGGGGGAAGGCUCUCUCGUGGAACUGCAGCGAUUCAUGAUCAAGAUGAAUCUCACGUGGCCCCGCGUCGACGACAAUGAGUAUCUGGACACGUUGGGCACGCUAGUCAAGUUAUCUCUCUUCUGGAACGUAGACGUGUGGUUUUCUAUGCGCGUUCUGUACGUAAACUCGUCCACGCGAAGGCCCACGUUUCGAUACGGCAGAAGCGAAAGCUACGUUGAGUGGGACGCAAAGAGGAAGCUGCUCCUCAAGAAGAACGCCUACGCCAGCUUCCUGCAGCCUUACAUCAGUGUCUUCGGUGUAAACGAGGCGGAUCAGUUAAAGGACAUCGCAGAGAGGCUUAGCGCGAUCGAGGAAGAGACCUCUGGUAUACUGGUAGCGCCGUGGAAUUGGGUCCGACAGAGCGGCCCCCGUGUCCUGAGAGUAGCGGAGAUGCAGCCGAACGGCUCCCAUGCCUACGUUUGCGACUGGACGGUGGCUGUAGCCGGGGCUUUCAACGCUUCGACGAAGGAGUUUGCCGACGACGCCGUGGUGGUAAAAAAUGCGAGCCUCCUCUACCGCGUCAACAUGCUCCUACAGCUAAACAGCGACAGAGCAAACGUUUGCGCGCUGGCAAUUGGAUGGAGCGUCGUUAGGGACAUCGGAAGCUUCCUGGAUGCCAGCCUUAGCCAGGCGUACGGCAUGACGUCCAGAAACGUUGCCGAGCGCUGCAUCUACAGACUCGAUCAGGGCAUAAGUUUAACAGAAUUGCUCGGCUACAGUCGUAUCCGCGAUCGAUCACCUUCAGCUGGUGGCGCGCAGUUGACCAAGCCGGCGCUGACGCUGAUGCUGUUCCGGAGGAUGCUUCGGGACGAGCUGCUGCUACGGGUGCGCAGGGUGUUCCACGCGGUGCAGGACGCCGCCAUAGAGGCCCUGGACUGGAACCUCUGGAUGGACAGCGGCACCAAGCGCAGGGCACUGUUCAGCGCCCGCCGGAUUGCACUCGUGACGCGGCUUCCACGUGCGUCCGACUUGAGCGACGGUGAAACCGAGCUACCACGCCUGGGCGAGGACCAGAGUUUCUUCGCAGCGUGGAAGGCUGCCGUGGAGCACAUGCGGGCGGUGAGAUGCGGCCUCCUUCGUUGUGCUUGA
Molecule: messenger RNA, 1725 nt
Organism: Rhipicephalus sanguineus (brown dog tick)
Lineage: Eukaryota; Metazoa; Arthropoda; Arachnida; Ixodida; Ixodidae
Product: membrane metallo-endopeptidase-like 1
Exons: 3
Coding region: 1-1725 (574 amino acids)
Biological process (GO): protein processing
Cellular component (GO): plasma membrane
Molecular function (GO): metalloendopeptidase activity
Source: RefSeq, a predicted model, not a curated record